Messenger RNA from Sinocyclocheilus anshuiensis, 3720 nucleotides. Its product is annotated as acyl-CoA:lysophosphatidylglycerol acyltransferase 1-like. The coding region runs from base 518 to 1633 and encodes 371 amino acids. Gene Ontology annotation, molecular function: acyltransferase activity. Gene Ontology annotation, biological process: phosphatidylinositol acyl-chain remodeling. The record is from RefSeq and is a predicted model, not a curated record. The transcript is spliced from 8 exons. Gene Ontology annotation, cellular component: endoplasmic reticulum; endomembrane system. NCBI's taxonomy places the organism in Eukaryota, Metazoa, Chordata, Actinopteri, Cypriniformes, Cyprinidae.
UUAAAAAAAGCCUCAAACCACAUGAAUAAGAUGCUGGUAGCACAAUCUGAUAGGCAGCAUUGGUAGCACAUAUCGUCAGAACACCGGUACCGGUGCGUGUGCUCGCGGCCUGUGGGAGGUCCAGAAUAACGGAGCCAGAGAUCAUCAUCACCAUCAUCAUCCUCCUCAUCCUCAUCCCGGAGGAGAGGCCCAGUGAAUACAUGCCCGACACGACACGCCUCAUCCGGAGCGGAAAAGUGGGUUUACGUGUCUGACUCUGAUCUCAAGCGUGUGCUGUGUGCGAUCCAGAGGUUCGGCUGCGUGACUCCAGAAACAUGCGCGUGUGUAACUGAAGCGCAUGCAUCCGAUCAGGACACCGACCCUCGGAACCGAGUCAAGCCGUGGAGCAGACGACCCAGAGCUCUCGGGUUCACCGAUCAUCUCCGUCCGCUACAUGUGACCGAACCGAACCGAACCGUCCGAGCCCAUCUGCAGCUUCACCAGCGGGCUGCGCGUUAGCACGGCAGGACAGUACAGUAUGGCUCCCCAUCUGGACACGGCCCGCAAAUUGUUCUGGAUCUUAAUGAAGUCGCUGCUCCGUUUCACCUUCAUGUUUGUUAAUAACUGUGUGGCGAUCCCGUCAUACUGCCUCUACCUGAUAGUCCUGCAGCCUUUAAGACUUCUAGAUGCCCCCACGUUCUGGUACAUCGAAGGGGUCAUGUUCAGGUGGUUACUGGCGAUGGUGGCGUCUUGGGGCUGGUGUGUGGGUUACACGGUGACAGAAUGGGGUGAUGAUGUGAGACCAAUGUCUGAAGAUGAAGCCAUGGUCAUAGUCAACCAUCAAUCUACAGGAGAUGUGUGCACCCUAAUGAUGUGCUUGCAGGACAAGGGCACGGUUGUACGAAAGAUGUUGUGGUUGAUGGACCAUGUUUUUAAAUAUACCAAUUUUGGGGUUGUGUCCCUGAUUCAUGGAGAUUUCUUCAUCAGACAGGGCAAAGCACAUCGAGAAAUGCAACUAGUUUACCUGAAGGAUCACCUAGACAAGAAUUACUACAGCAGAGACAGGAAAUGGAUUGUGCUGUUUCCUGAGGGCGGCUUCCUAAGAAAGAGGCGAGAGACAAGUCAGUCCUUUGCCAAAAAGAACGACUUGCCUUACUUGACUCAUGUAACACUGCCACGACUGGGCGCCACACAGAUUAUCCUGAACACCUUAGGACCCCAGCAGGAAAACGGCAUAUUGGGAACAGAGGGAAGCCCACCAGGUCAAAGUAACAAAGCAAAAGGACUACAGUGGGUAAUAGAUGUGACCAUAGCCUACCCUAAUGCAAGACCCAUGGACAUUCAGACAUGGAUUUUUGGUUACAGGGAUCCAACAGUAACACAUGUACACUACAGGACAUACCCCAUAAAGGACGUCCCAGUAGAAUCAGAAGCGCUGGCAGACUGGCUAUAUCAGCGAUUUGUGGAAAAGGAGAAACUUCUGGCUCACUUCUACAAGACAGGAGCAUUCCCUCCACUAGAAGGCCAAAAAGAGGUGGUCUCCCGAAACAUGACCCUUGACAGCGUUUGGCUGUUUUUCGUCCAAACGUUCGCCUUCGCCUCAGGCUACAUGUGGUACAGCAUUCUACAUCACAUCUACUGCUGGUUCUUCUGACCGCUCUGAGGAGAGCGUAACGUGCAGGAUGGAGGAGGGAAUGCCAGAGACCAAGAGCCCUGAUUGCCAUUCUCCUCUGCCGGAUGGUUGAAUGUACCCCGCAGGACGACUCCAGUUGCUGUAUCCGAUCGCGGUCCAGACACAUCCACCCAAUCCCAGCUGCCCGUGCAGACAUGCGUUUAUCCUUUAGAUUUGCGUAGAACCAGUUCAACAUGUUUACACAUGCGCGCUCACAUGCAGAGAGAAGAUUAUGCACAUCUAAAUGUUUACUCAUGCGUUUUUUUUUUUUGUUUAACUUUGUUUUUUACUUACAAUCAAAAUUAGGCUCAGGAAUAAGCCAGAGAUAGAUCUGUCACGUCCUGCCACGUGAGCUCCCCCCACCCCCCCUUUUUUUAUCGUUAACUCCCAAACAGGAUGACUGAAAUUUUUUUCAGAGACCGCUGUCCUCUUUGGAAGAGACUCCUCUGGCCUUCAUUGCACUAUGAAUCCUUGUCGCCCCCCAACGGAAGACCCUCGGUUGUGUGCUGCCCUCAUGUCAUUUCUUCCUCGUGGCUGUUUCGUCUCGCGUUGACUGGAUGCUGUUUUCUGUGUGUAUUGUCAGUAUUGAGAGAUGUUUACACUGACUGAAGGGGGAUUUGGUUUUGAUGACGUGUGUGGAGGGGAGGGGCGGGGUUUCCAAGACGAACCUGGUUCUUGUUUUAAAACAAGGAGAGAACUUUACACAAUCAAUGCCAUACAGACACAUCCAAGUGCACCACAUGACUGCCACACGACCGAUUCGAUAGGACGAACACCCCUCACUUCCAAAGUUUUGCAAAUAUUAAGCCAUAUGCUUAUCUUCGGGUCAAAAGGGGGCGGGACAUUCUACUGACUGAACUUUUGUGUUUGUUCAUUGUCCUAAAAAGAUUUUAAUUUGUUGAUUUUUGAGUCUCAAACUGGUCUCAUUUCUGUAAAUGUGACAGCAUAACCUGCCUGUGUGAUUGUGUGCGACUGCCCGUUGCUUUUUUUCUAUUUUUUUUUUUUAGACGUACAUAAUGUCUGGUAGCUUCAUGUUAUUUCAGAGUGUUGGCAAAUAUCUGUUUAAUAGUUGAGAUUUUACGUUCUCUUUCCUCAUUCUGUGGUUAAUCUUGUACAGAAAGGAGUCCGAGCUACGGUCGCUCUCGACGUUUUUACUUCUGAAAUAUCAUGAAUGUUUAAGAAAGAUGGAGAGGAAGCAAGUAAGGAGCUUCUGUUCCGGCAGGUGCUUACGUUUCUCUCAGUAUCUGAGCAUAACCUCGUCUGCCGUUUGCUGUCUUCUGCGGCGAUCGCGUGGGCGCAUUUCUGUUCGUCAAAAGAAACAGUCUUAAAACUGCUGCCACGCGGAAGGGAUCAGAGGCGUAGAUUCGAUUUUGUGCCGAGGUACAAAAUAUUUGAGACUAUCUUGAGGAAAAUGGAAACAUUCUCCUCGAGCUCGAGACAAAAUUGCGUUUUUCAUGUGUGAAAUUGGAACUGUUUGUGUGUGUUGUCGGUGGGGAAGAAUCGGUGUCCGAGUCCGUCUAUGUGUUCUCAUCGUGUAGGAAGGGAAUAUAUGGGCGAGGUCCAGCAAUAAUGUACUCGAAAAUAAACGCCCAUGUUGUGGCGUUCUAAAGAAACGAUGCUUAGAUGUACAAAUUGGACAUUUGUAGGUGAAAACAUUGUCAUUUCCCCCCUUAACCGAAGCCAUGUCAUCUGUGAAAGUGAACUUUGUUUCUAUAGCUUGCCAGAUUGAAAUGUGAAUGACGCCAGAAGACUAAAGCCAAGUUAGAUGCGGACUGCAUUCAGAGCAGGCUACGUCACCGGGAGCUUCACCGCGAGGAUCUCAGACGCCGGGUUCCUUGUCUCGUUCUCGCUGUCUGUCAGAUUGAGACGUAACAUUGUUUUCCUAAGUAUGGUUUUAUGUUUUUAAAACAAGUGUGAGAUAUCUCUAUAUAUUAGCAAUUUAACCAAAUUACAAUAGAAUGGUCCAUAAUUUUCAUUUUGUACUCCUGUUUCUUUUCCUAGCUACCCAGCCAUUUUACAACACACAAAUUAAUUGUGCUGGAAUAAAAAUCAUGCGCAGCAGUGACCCA